This is a messenger RNA of Microbotryum saponariae, 5445 nucleotides long. Lineage: Eukaryota; Fungi; Basidiomycota; Microbotryomycetes; Microbotryales; Microbotryaceae. The record is from the annotation of a GenBank genome assembly.
AUGGAGGAGCCGAUUGCUGCUCAAGUCACGGGGCCCAACACCAACCCGACCUCAUCCAUCGCCGCGGCGGCCUUGCUCAACAAGCUCGAAACGCUUCUACGCGACAAGGCGAACGAGAUUCACCUCGCCGGUCAACUCGGCUCGAACCUCUUGGCGCAACAGACCGAACUCGAAGCUCGCGUCAGGGAGAUCGCUGAAUUGCACCAAUCGCUCGUUCGAUCACCUUCCUCGCUUGAUGCUUCGACGGGGGGGACGAGAAGGGCUCGAGGAGGGGUCACGUCGAAUGGCGCUGACGAUUCGAGCGACGGCGAGGACAAGGCCGUUGGGGCGGAGACCAAGAAACGACUCGACGCCCUCGAGAAUGAAUUGCGACAAUGGGAUGAAAGCAAUCAACCUCUCUACCAAACGGUCGGGAUGGCCGCAGCACGAGGGAUCCCCGAUAUCGACUCGAACGACAUAGACCCGACCGCCAACGCCAACGCCAACGACGAGGCCGAGCGGGACGUCUUCAUGUCCCCACCGCGGACGACGACCUCGAUGCAACAAAAGGUCGCACCACCUGCUUCGGCACCCAAUCGUGGGCGAGGACUGGCCCACACCAGCUCUGCCUCCAUCCCACCCGUCCCGAGUCUAUCUCAAUCCACCACCGUGGCAAGCGCAGCCACUGCUGCAGCUAGCGGUCACACCGAUACCGCUUCGUCCCGUCGCGCUCGCAACAACGCCCAACACCGCAACAACGACAUUGAACUCGCGACCGAGAUUGGACAAAGUCUUUUGGGCGAGGUCAGACGGUUGCAGGCUUUGCUGUCGGAAAAGGAGGAGCACAUGCGCGAUGGGCUGAGGGAACGGGAUGCGCUGGAAUCCGAGUUGGAGAAUGAGAGGUCGAUUAGGCGCACGGUCGAGGAAAGCGUUGGUGAGUCCACAAAAGCUGAUGGGGAUGUUUGAGAUGAUCAAUGAUGCGACCUUGUGGAAUUUGACCGGCUCACAGAGAAAUACAAGGAAGAAAACUGGAACCUCGAACUCGUGACCCAGGACCUCCGCACAAAUCUCACGGACUCGCAAAGUUUGUUGCAAAAAGCCGACCUCGAACGCCAACGUGCUCUCCGGGAUCUCGCGACAACGCGUGAAACGCUCGAUACGCAACGCUCCGAAGCCGAGAAGCUGGCGCAACAACUCGAGGCGUUCAAGCAAAAGCACGAGACGGAUCUUGCGACAAUGCGCAAGCAGACCGCAGGCUUGCAACGCGACAAGAGCGAUCUACAAGGCACACUUGAAGGGCUCAAGACCGAAUUGGCCACCCGCGCUCGUGGCAUCAAGCGAGCGGGAUCCGGGCACAACCUUGACCGAUCCCCUGGCGCCGACGAUAGCUUCGAGGAGAGGCGGGACGAUCUGUACGACGACGAGGAAGGCGACGUCUUCCGAGGCGCCGCGCGUCGCAAGACCGGCGAUGGCUUCCCUCCUGGAUCACCGGCCGACCUCUUCUCCGAAUACGGCGACGAUUCGGUCGCGGGCUCUCCCGUGCAACGCGGUGGCUUCCUUUCGACGCCCGACGACUCGCACAAGGCUGGUCUUGCGCAUGCCCAGAGGACGAUCGCGACGUUGCGUGCUUCGUUGGCUCGCGAAAAGGCCACCAAGAUGGAGUUGCGACGACAGCUCGCCGACAGUGGUAUUGCUUGGGAGGAGGAGACCGACGCGGGUGAGGGCCGCAGCACUCGCCACAGUACACCAGCACGCAACGCGCCUGGAAGCGCACGCGGCAGUGUGCGCGGCAGCGCCCGGGGCCGAGGUGCGGCUCGACGACGCGGUGGUGUCGCCGUCGGUAUACCUUCUCGUCUUCGUCAAGACGCCGGUGACAGCUCGAUCGACGAGAGUGAAGAGAAUGACAGCGUCGGCGGUGAGGCAAUGGGGAGCUUCGAUCGUGCCUCGCUGUUUGAGCAUCAAUUCCCGAGCGUCGAGGACGAGUACUCCGAGGUCGACUCGCCAAUUCGCCACAACCGUGAUUUCAGCCUCGACGAUGCUAACCCCUUGUCAGAAGACGACGCCAGUAUUCGAUCACGUCGCUCCUCGUUGAGACAAACGACGAACCUCGGUGACGUCUUGGGCGGCCUCAGCAACGACAACUCGCAUCGUCGAACCAGUCUCAUGAGCCUCUCAUCGACCGUGAGCGCUGCGCGCGACUCGAUGCGGGCCCUUUCACCCGAGCCGGAGAUGACGGCCAUCGCACCCGUCGAGCCGGCCAAGCAUCAGAUCGUAUGGACCGACUGCUCAACGAUGACCGACCCCUUAGCCGAACCUAUCGCACCCGAGCCAGUGACGGUCACGGUUUACGUCCCCGCUCCUAUCCCCGACUCGGCCGAGAUCGGCGUGCAAACCGAGCCACUCCCCGUCCCCGCCCCUGUGACUGUCGUCGAAUACGUCGAGGUCCCUGCGCCGGUCGCUCAUUCCGCUGUCAUGGUCGACAUGUCCGGACAAACGGACCCUGCGCCUGUCGCACCUACGAAGGAGAUGGCGGUGACGACGGAUCCGAUCACAAUGACCGAGGCCAGCACCUCGACCGAUCGUGUGGGCUUGUCCGAGAUGCAAGUCCAGACGGACCCGGUCCUCACCCCUGCAGCAACGGUCGCGGUCGCUCCUUCCUCUGUUGCGUCACCGCAAGACAUGGAAGACAAGGCGCUCGCUUCGCAGGCUUCUUUGACGAGCCUCAACAUUGGCAAGAUCUUCAGCGCUUUCAGUCGAAGUGGCAGCACCCCCUCGGCGCCCGCCUCGAUCACCCGAUCUGCGACCGAGUCGACUAUUGACGGCUUCCGCACCGCCAACGAAGCGACCGAGGACGAAACCGAGACUGAGACCGAGACCGAGACCGACAGCGAUUUCGAGGACGCACGAGAGACGAUCGGUGCCACCUCUCCGUUCCCGUCGACGACGCAUUCGCGUUCCGAAUCGGUCAACGACUUUGUCUCGAUCCGUUCUUCGACCUCGGCUUCCUUCAACGCCGUUGGUCCUUACAAUGCCGUCAAGUCGACCGAGGACAGCGAUUACGACGACAACAUUGAGAUUUUGAGAACGCCACUCACUCCCAAGAAUGGUCGUGAAUGGACGGCAAGUCGCGAGACGUUCGGUAACUUCACCGUCAAGAUGCCCAUCAAAGUCACGGUGCACGAGGUCGGCGUCCAGACCGAGGCUUAUGCGCCGCCCAUCGUCGAGACGCCGCGACCCAGGACUCCGAUCACGCCCAUGUACGGCAUGAGCAAUCGCGAUCGAGAUUCGAUAAACACCUUUGGUCGCGCCGAUACCCCCGACAACCUUAGCGAUGCAGCCGCGAGGGCGUCCUCUUUUGUGCAAGGCACCUACACCGAUGGUGCGUCUCGACCCGAGUCGGCCAUGUCGGGCUUCUCGCAGUACACGACCGAUGCUGGAUCGGCACCGCCCCUGUCCCCCGUCGGUCUCAAGCCAAUGCGGCUCGUUCCCGAGGUAGCAGCAUCGAGGAUGGGCCCGCCUCCGACCCCCGUACGACGCAGCCAUACACCCGCUGGUACACCUGGUCGUCCUGCUGCCGCCGGGCCUCGUCACAGCAACCUGUCGAGCACGUCUCAUUCUUCGCUUCGAGCUCCCCCUCGCCCUACUUCGCCUCCUCCCGCCGACCUCUUGCACCGUGCUCAGAGCCCCGCCUUUGACGAGGAUUAUGCGCGGCGCUCCUCGACACUGCUCGUCCCUGGUACAGUGCGCUCGACGCCCUCGCGGGGUAGCUCGUUGCAGAACUUGCGCCCUCAACAAUCUAUGACCCAAGUCAUGGACCGCAAGAGCAUCAGUAACAAGUCGCGCAGCAGCACGAUCAGUCGUGCCGAAGGAGCGGGUCACGUGCCACCUCUUCCCAGCGGUCCCCCUCUUUCUUCGUCCGCACGAUCCAUUUCAGAGAUGAGCAUGCACAGCGAGAUGUCACGCCGACCCUCGAUGGCAUCCUCCAGGACGAGUGAAGGCGGCCUCUUCGACGCGCACAACCCGUCGCGCGGUGACGAGCCCCUACGCAACGGCGACGAUUCGACGGACCCAGCAGUGAUCCAUGCUAUUACGCAAACGAUGAUUGGCGAGUUCCUGUACAAGUACACGCGACGCGCGAUCGGGAAGGGCAUCUCAGAGAAGCGACACAAGCGCUUCUUUUGGGUGCACCCGUACACCAAAACGUUGUACUGGAGCACUUCGGAUCCUGGAGGAGCCAAUACGAAUCAGUCGAGCGCCAAAAGUGGUGAGUCUGCUUGAUCUGAGAAGCCUUUGUGCUUGGUUCGCGUUGCUGACCACUCUAUGCCCUUCCCUGUAGUCUGCAUCGAGGGUGUCCGUCAAGUCCUCGACGCCAACCCGCUGCCACCCGGUCUCCACCAAGGCAGCAUCAUCGUACAAACGCCGAACCGCGAGAUGAAGAUCACAGCGAGUACGCGCGAGCGCCACGACAUGUGGUUCGCCGCGAUCAGCUACCUCCUCGCUCGACCCGACCCCGUCGAAGGGGACACCACGGCCGUGAGCGGUGCAUCGAACGUGUCUCCCUAUGGUAAACGGUCCAUGUCGCACCUCCGACGCAGCGAGAACGAACAAUCUAUGACUCCGAACGCCAGGAUGUACAACCUCGGUGGAUCGGCUUCCGAAUCGCGCUUGACGCCCAAAGCGACCACUCAUUCCCGCUUGGGAGGGACAAGCACGACGCGUAGUCACAAGCUUUCGUCGACAACGUUCAACUCAACCUACAAGCGGUCUGGAACGCCCGCGAAUGAUUAUCAACGCUACAAUGAGUUUGGGAGUCCUCGUAGUGCGCGGACGUUGUCGUUCUUGGGGGACGAGAGCGUCGAAUUUAUUGAUCGACGGGAUAUCCCUGCGGGUCUUGGGGAUGAGGAAGUGGACGAGACGUGGGAAGGUCUGGAGAAUGUGAGGGCGUGUUGUGAUGGCAAACAUGAUGGUGAGUUGACCCUUUCGAAGAUGAUUGAGCGAGUACUUGCUUUGUUGCGACGCUGAUAAAGUUCUACUUGGGUGCCUGGUUCGAUCUCACAGUCGGUAGCCUGAGUCGACGAAGCGGAUCUAGCGCCCACCACCCCCAUCACCAGUGAGUUCACUUGCCGCUUCGGUCGAAUCACAUAUCCCUCGAAACUAAGCACAGUCCUUAUCUCUUGCAGUCACCACUCGCACUCCAGUCGUCGAUCGGGUCUGCUCUCGGACGCCGAAUCACGUUCGAUGCCCCCCUCCCCAGGCCACGGUCAACGCUCGCGCAGCAAAUCCGCGCUCGGAACAGUCGGGUCGAACUUCUCCCGUCGGUUCAACGACUCGUCCUCGACUUCCCUUGGCUCAAACUCGAGAUCAGGGUCCAAGACGACUGCGACUGCGAUUGCGAAAGCGGGUCCGCCCGUUUUGGCACCUGCGACUCCGUUGGCGCCUAUUACGAUGAAUGUCGCACCUAGGUGA